UUUUGACAUCGCCACCUGCCAUGAUGAAGCGAGAAAUGAUGGAUGCCAUCCUGAUGCCUCUAUGGGCCACGGGUGUCUUGGCGGCAGUUCGAGCUGCGUACGAGUCUGCCUGGUUCCACAACAACGUGGUCGCUGUGUACGGAACGGAUGCAAUCUACCCGUCGUCAUUGGCGCUGGCCUUUGUCGUGUUUUGGACACAUUCCGCCAUCAUGAUGGUGAUAGAUUUCACCAAACCUGCGUGGGCCCAAAAGUACAAAGUGCAAGCGGACAAGUUUGUGUCGGGUGAAAUGACUUGGAAAGCCGUCAAAGUGGCCUUGUUCAAUCUGCUGGUUGUGUCCCUCCCCAUGUCGAUCAUCCUCUUCAAACUCGUCCUGCCAUGGCGAGGCGUGUCGCCGCAGAGUCCGCUUCCAUCGUGGGGAGCGGUCGUCGUUGAAUUCUGUACCUACAUCGUCGUCGAAGAAGUGCUCUUUUACUACUCCCAUCGGCUAUUCCACACCAAGCCUUUCUACGCCGCGUAUCACAAGAAACACCACGAGUUCACGGCGCCCGUGGGCGUGGCCGCCAUCUACUGCACCCCCAUGGAGAUGGCCCUGUCGAACGUGUUGCCUCUCAUGGCGGGACCGGCAAUGAUGGGCUCCCACGUCACAACGUCCACCGCGUGGUUUUGUGUGGCGCUGAUCAACACGGUGCAAACCCAUUCUGGCUACGACUUUCCCUUUAUGGCGUGCCCCAAAGCCCACGACUUUCACCAUGAAACGUUCAGCGAAAACUUUGGGUGCUUCUUCUUCAUGACGAGAUUUAUUCUUUGCUGACAACUCACGAUGGAGUUAGGGUGCUGGGGGUGCUCGAUGCAGUGCACCACACCAACACAAAGUACAUGGCGCGAAUGGCUGCCGACGAUCAAGCUCAGCGAUUGAAAAUGCAGCGCAAGGAAGCAUGAACUUAGCUCGACGGACUUCCGCCACCACUGAUAAGUAGCCCCUGAACUUCUAAAAGUUGUGGCAUGUCUUCUACUGUAUCCA
This is a messenger RNA of Aphanomyces astaci, 1022 nucleotides long. RefSeq lists its product as hypothetical. The transcript is spliced from 7 exons. The coding region runs from base 21 to 812 and encodes 263 amino acids. Gene Ontology annotation, biological process: sterol biosynthetic process. Gene Ontology annotation, molecular function: iron ion binding; C-4 methylsterol oxidase activity. The record is from RefSeq and is a predicted model, not a curated record. Lineage: Eukaryota; Oomycota; Saprolegniomycetes; Saprolegniales; Verrucalvaceae.